Molecule: messenger RNA, 3197 nt
Organism: Brassica napus (rape)
Lineage: Eukaryota; Viridiplantae; Streptophyta; Magnoliopsida; Brassicales; Brassicaceae
Product: glutamate--tRNA ligase, cytoplasmic
Exons: 8
Coding region: 213-2465 (750 amino acids)
Biological process (GO): glutamyl-tRNA aminoacylation; translation
Cellular component (GO): methionyl glutamyl tRNA synthetase complex; cytosol; cytoplasm
Molecular function (GO): ATP binding; glutamate-tRNA ligase activity
Source: RefSeq, a predicted model, not a curated record
GCUCAAGGACUUUGCUAUAUGCAUCAUGAUUGUACUCCUGCGAUCAUACAUAGAGAUGUGAAAUCAAGCAACAUCUUGCUUGAUUAUGAAUUCAACGCCAAGAUUGCUGAUUUCGGGUUGGCUAAAUUGUUGGUUAAGCAAAAUCAACAACCUCAUACCAUGUCAGCUGUUGCUGGAUCCUUCGGUUACAUUGCUCCAGCUUUGCUAAGAAGAUGGAAGAGAUCAAACUCACUUUCCCAGCCGACUCUCCACCGCUUUCGGUCAUCGUUGCUCUCUCCCUCUCAUCCUCUCCGGUAACCAUCGACUCCUCCUCCUCCUCCUCCUCCGCCGUCCCUUCAUUCGUCUUCUCCGACGGGCGAAAGCUGACUGGGACAUCAGUUCUUCUCCGAUACGUCGGUCGAUCAGCUAAGUCUCUUCCUGGUUUCUACGGCCACGAUGCUUUCGAAUAUUCCCAGAUUGAUGAGUGGAUAGACUACGCACCUGUCUUCUCCUCCUCUGGCUCAGAGUUUAAGAAUGCUUGUACAAGUGUCGAUAACUACCUUCAAAGUGGCACCUUCCUUGUUGGUCAUUCUCUUUCCAUCGCCGAUGUUGCUGUUUGGUCAGCUCUUGCUGGAUCCGGUCCGAGGUGGGAGAGUUUGAGGAAAUCGAAAAAGUAUCAGAACUUGGUUAGAUGGUUCAACUCGAUAUUGCUUGAGUACGCCGAGCCACUCAACAAGGUGGCUGCGUAUACUGCGGCGAAGAAGGGCUCAGGGAAGCCUGCAUCUGUUGCACCAAGAUCCAAAGACCAACAAGCAUCAGACAAAGGGAAGCCUGAAGUGGACUUGCCCGGUGCUGAAGUUGGAAAAGUCAAGCUCCGGUUCGCUCCAGAGCCAAGCGGUUACCUCCACAUCGGACACGCCAAAGCCGCCUUGCUGAACAAGUACUUCGCCGAGCGUUACCAAGGGGAAGUGAUCAUCCGUUUCGACGACACCAACCCCGCCAAAGAGAGCAACGAGUUUGUUGAGAAUCUAGUCAAAGACAUCGGUACCUUGGGUAUCAAGUAUGAGCGUGUGACCUACACUUCCGAUUACUUCCCCGACCUGAUGAGCAUGGCGGAGAAGCUGAUGCGCGAGGGAAAGGCUUACGUGGACGACACGCCGAGGGAGCAGAUGCACAAGGAGAGGAAGGGUGGGAUUGAUUCGAAAUGCAGGAACCAUACCGUCGAGGAGAAUCUGAAUCUGUGGCGAGAGAUGAUCGCUGGAAGCAAGAGAGGGUUACAGUGCUGUGUCCGAGGGAAGCUAGACAUGCAAGAUCCUAACAAAGCUAUGCGUGACCCGGUUUAUUACCGUUGCAACCCUAUGUCUCAUCACCGUAUAGGGGAUAAGUACAAGAUCUAUCCAACGUAUGACUUCGCUUGCCCGUUUGUGGACUCCAUUCAAGGCAUUACGCAUGCUCUUCGGUCUAGUGAGUAUCACGACAGGAAUGCUCAGUACUACAAAGUUCUGGAGGACAUGGGAUUGCGGAGAGUUGAGAUUUAUGAGUUUAGUAGGUUGAAUCUAGUGUACACUCUUCUCAGCAAGAGGAAGCUUCUCUGGUUUGUUCAGCAAGGGAAGGUUGGUGGGUGGGAUGAUCCACGCUUCCCUACGGUGCAAGGCAUUGUCCGUAGAGGUUUGAAAAUCGAGGCACUGAUUCAGUUCAUUCUUGAGCAAGGUGCUUCCAAGAAUCUAAACUUGAUGGAAUGGGACAAGCUGUGGACUAUCAACAAGAAGAUAGUUGAUCCUGUGUGUCCUAGACAUACGGCUGUGGUUGAAGAGUGGCGUGUACUGUUGACAUUAACCGAUGGUCCUGACGAGCCGUUUGUCCGCUUGAUACCAAAGCACAAGAAGUAUGAAGGUGCUGGAGAGAAGGAGACCACUUUCACCAAGAGGAUAUGGAUCGAGGGAGCUGAUGCGAGUGCCAUCUCUGUUAACGAGGAAGUGACUCUGAUGGAUUGGGGAAACGCCAUUGUGAAGGAAGUUACAAAGGACGAGGAGGGUCGUGUCACUGCGUUAUCAGGCCUUCUGAAUCUCAAAGGGUCUGUGAAGACUACAAAGCUGAAGCUCACGUGGCUUCCGGAGACUAAUGAGUUGGUUAAGCUCACGUUAACAGACUUUGGUUACUUAAUCACCAAGAAGAAGCUGGAGGAAAAUGAUGAGUUGGUUUUUGCUAAGUUUGUGAAUAUGGACACGAAGAAGGAAACAUCAGCACUUGGUGAUUCGAAUAUGAGGAAGCUGGAGGAUUUUCCUGAGUUUGUGAAUCCUGACACGAAGAAGGAAACAUCAGCACUUGGUGAUUCGAAUAUGAGGAACCUGCAGCGUGGUGAUGUGAUUCAGCUGGAGAGGAAAGGCUACUACAGAUGUGAUGUGCCUUUUGUCAAGUCUUCAAAACCCAUUGUCUUGUUCUCAAUCCCAGAUGGAAGGCAACACCAGCCAUUGUCUGCUAAUUGAAGAGAGAACUCUUAUUGUUCUUUUCUUCCUAUUUUAUGAAAGCUGUAUUAAUAAAUUACUAAAAAGAAUCUCUGUUAAGACAAGAAUCUAUUUUGCUUUUUUUGUUUAAAAGUUGCAAACUUAAUCUUAUCUUCUUUGAUUAGUGUAUUAUAAGGGAACAACAAAACAAGAAGAAAAAGAUUGUGUUGUUAGUUUGCUGUUCUUGUCUCAUUUCUUGGGUUGGUAUCUGGACUUGAUAUUCUUAACCUGUUUGGGUUUGAACUGGAAAGACUUAACAAGAAUGUCUUCAGGAAGAGCACUAAAGAGGGAAGACUGUGUUCAUCUGCUCCCUCGGCCACAUUUGAGAUUGUAUCAGUCUUCAAGAACCUUUAGGUAACUGAAAAGUAGAAUGUAUGAUUAUUAACCAAAAAAACUUCUGUUUGUUCAAUGGAAUAAGAAGUUGAUUACGUCUUUAAGAAUGGAUACAAUCUCAUAAAUAUUACAAGACACAGUGCAAGAGUAUAUGUUAUAACAACAAAUGAAUAUCUCAAAUGAAUUUGAGGGAAAAUUACACUCCAAGAAUAAUUUCCUGAUCUUUUUGACAGAACUAGAAUAUAAACAGGAAAAGAAUUUACGGUUCCGGCUGUUAAGAUUUGACUCGAGUCACGCAGGGAAAGACAUUAUCAACAGCAAGGAGAUGUGAUCACAUAAGUAGAAGAGAGGCAAGAACCAUUGCAAAAACAGAAAGGAGAA